Aspergillus fischeri NRRL 181 is the source of this 942-nucleotide messenger RNA. Its product is annotated as ketohexokinase. The coding region runs from base 1 to 942 and encodes 313 amino acids. Gene Ontology annotation, molecular function: ketohexokinase activity. The record is from RefSeq and is a predicted model, not a curated record. Lineage: Eukaryota; Fungi; Ascomycota; Eurotiomycetes; Eurotiales; Aspergillaceae. Gene Ontology annotation, biological process: fructose metabolic process. The transcript is spliced from 6 exons.
AUGUCGUUGGUUACAGUAGGUGCAUGCUAUGUUGACACAAUCUUGACAACUCCUCACUACCCGGGAGAAGACGAGAAGUUGCGUGCUUCUCGUAUCUCUCAUCGCCGCGGAGGAAACUGUCCGAAUACCUUGGAGGUGCUGCAGCAAUUGAUAGCACACAGCAAGACAACCUCAAAGGUCUCGCUGAACCUUGUCGCAGUUCUGCCCGCGAAGGCAUCCGUUGCAUCGCAGCAGGUCCUGGCAGGCUUUGGACCUGGAGUCCAACUCGAGCAUUGCAUCUAUCGUGAACAAUUCAGUGAACCGGCAUCGAGUUAUAUCAUUAAAAGUCAAGCGUCCGGAAGCAGGACGAUUGUUAACUACAAUGAGCUCCCGGAAAUGACUGUUGAGGAAUUUACAGCAAUUGCAGAUAAGAUUGGCUCCACUGCCACUUGGUUUCACUUCGAGGGUCGGAUACCAGAGGUAACAUUGGCAUGCAUGCGUUAUCUACGUCAAUGCUAUCCUUCAAUCAAGAUCAGCGUCGAAGCAGAGAAACCUGCGCGGCCCGGUCUCCAGGAGCUUGCGAAUGAGGCAGACGUGGUUUUCUACUCGAAGAGCUGGGCUCAGGGGCAAGGCUACGCGUCAGCUGAAGAAUGCCUUCGAAAGCAGCGGGCCAUGACAACCAACGCGUCUUUCCUGUGUUGUACAUGGGGAGAAGAAGGAGCUGUUGCUCUAGAUACUCAAGCCGAUGAAUUGUUGCACAGUCCUGCGUACACAGCACCAGACUUUAAGGUCGUUGAUACUAUCGGAGCUGGUGAUACAUUCAUAGCCGGAAUGUUGUAUGCUUGGCUCUGCCAGGGAAAUUGGGAUCUCGAGAAGAAGAUACACUUCGCGAACCGGGUUGCAGGCAUGAAAGUGGGACAGGAAGGCUUUUCUGGUCUGGACAAGGCACUGGAGUCAUUUUGA